Zingiber officinale is the source of this 1622-nucleotide messenger RNA. Its product is annotated as 4-hydroxy-3-methylbut-2-enyl diphosphate reductase, chloroplastic-like. Gene Ontology annotation, molecular function: 4-hydroxy-3-methylbut-2-enyl diphosphate reductase activity; metal ion binding. Gene Ontology annotation, biological process: dimethylallyl diphosphate biosynthetic process; isopentenyl diphosphate biosynthetic process, methylerythritol phosphate pathway. The coding region runs from base 73 to 1431 and encodes 452 amino acids. The transcript has 10 exons. The record is from RefSeq and is a predicted model, not a curated record. NCBI's taxonomy places the organism in Eukaryota, Viridiplantae, Streptophyta, Magnoliopsida, Zingiberales, Zingiberaceae.
CUGCCGUGGGAUUCCACUUGUUGUUACCCGAAGCACCGCACCGGCUUCCUCUCGUCGCCUUCUCCUCCCUCGAUGGCGAUCUCGAUGCAGCUCGCUCGCUUCUCCCCCAGCCUCGCACACUCCCGCGUCCGAUCUGCCCCCUUAUCGAAGCCCACGCUCACCGUCCGUUGCAGCGGUGGCGCCGGGCUCGAACCGGACUUCGACAAGAAGGCCUUCCGCCAUAAUCUUACUCGCAGCGAUAACUACAACCGCCGUGGGUUCGGGCACAAGAAGGAGACCCUCGAGCUCAUGAAUCAGGAGUACACGAGUGAUGUGAUCAAGACGCUGAAAGAUAACAACUACGUGUACACUUGGGGGGACGUGACUGUGAAGCUCGCGGAGUCCUAUGGGUUCUGCUGGGGUGUUGAGAGAGCGGUCCAGAUCGCUUACGAGGCGAGGAAACAAUUUCCUGAAGAGAACAUCUGGAUUACCAACGAAAUCAUCCAUAACCCGACGGUCAACAAGAGAUUGGAAGAGAUGGACGUGAAAAACAUUCCUGUUGAGGAGGGGAAGAAACAAUUUAAUGUUGUUGACAAGGGUGAUGUUGUAAUUUUGCCAGCAUUUGGAGCCGCUGUAGAUGAGAUGUUUACCUUGAGCGAAAAGCAGGUUCAGAUAGUUGAUACUACUUGUCCAUGGGUUUCAAAGGUCUGGAACACUGUUGAGAAACAUAAGAAGGGUGAUUAUACUUCAAUCAUUCAUGGUAAAUAUUCACAUGAGGAGACUAUUGCCACAGCCUCGUUUGCAGGAAGAUAUAUUGUUGUGAAGAACAUGACUGAGGCAAUGUACGUGUGUGACUACAUUCUUGGUGGGCAAUUGGAUGGGUCUAGCUCCACAAAAGAAGCAUUUCUUGAGAAAUUCAAAUAUGCCGUUUCUGUUGGGUUUGAUCCAGAUGUCGACUUAGCUAAAGUAGGCAUUGCAAAUCAAACCACAAUGCUCAAGGGCGAAACGGAGGAAAUAGGUAAAUUGGCUGAGAAGACCAUGAUGCGAAGAUAUGGGGUUGAGAACAUCAAUGAUCACUUUGUCAGCUUCAACACUAUUUGUGAUGCCACCCAGGAAAGGCAGGAUGCUAUGUUCAAGUUGGUGGAAGAGAAACUUGAUCUCAUCUUAGUCGUUGGUGGAUGGAACUCUAGUAAUACUUCACAUCUCCAAGAGAUUGCUGAGCUCAGGGGUAUUCCUUCUUAUUGGAUUGACAAUGAACAAAGAAUUGGCCCAGGAAACAAGAUCACCUAUAAGCUAAAUCAUGGAGAGCUUCUUGAGAAAGAGAAUUGGCUACCUUCUGGACCAAUUACAAUUGGUGUCACUUCAGGUGCUUCUACUCCUGAUAAGGUUGUGGAGCAAGCAUUGAAGAAGGUUUUUGCGAUUAAACGUCAAGAAUCAUUGCAAGUAGCAUAAUUUUAGAGGGGAUCUGGACUGGAGGAAUACGUUUUGAGAUGAAGCGCCUACUUGUACAGUGCCAGCAUCAACAAUACGUAUCUGGCUUUGUUCUUCCAGUAUAUACGGAAAUAUUGUAAUCCACAAUUUAUGAUUCUAUUUCAUCUAACAUGCCUGAAAUUUGGAAUGAAAUCCUAGCUAGGGCUUCAACA